Messenger RNA from Solanum dulcamara, 1648 nucleotides. RefSeq names its product probable dolichyl-diphosphooligosaccharide--protein glycosyltransferase subunit 3B. NCBI's taxonomy places the organism in Eukaryota, Viridiplantae, Streptophyta, Magnoliopsida, Solanales, Solanaceae. The record is from RefSeq and is a predicted model, not a curated record. Bases 157 to 1209 code for a protein of 350 amino acids. The transcript has a single exon. Gene Ontology annotation, cellular component: oligosaccharyltransferase complex.
UGGACAAAUAAAAAUGGACGAAAAGGAUCCAAAACUGGUCAUCCCCCAAUUUUCUCAAAAGACCCGACCCAAUCCACAUUACCCAUCAGCCCAUCCAUUUGUUGCCCUUCCAAAUCCAACACAAAAAAUCUUUUAACAUUGCUGCUUCGUGCAUGCAUGAAACCUUCCAUCAAAUCAACAAUGGCGAUCUCUACAAUUCAAUCUUCUGUUCUACUCAUCACUAUCCUGUUUCUCCUCGCACCCAUUACCACCCAUUCCAAUUCUUCCGAUGAUUUACUCUCCGAGCUGAGACAUCUCCGAUCAAAAUCUUCCCUUGGCCUGAUCCACCUCAAAGACUCCCUUCUCCAACGCAUCCUCUCAAUCCCUUCCCCUAAACCAUUCUCCUCCCUCAUAUUCUUCGACGCCAGACAGCUCCACUCUAAACCCGAUAACUCAAUCCCUAGUAUUAAAUAUGAAUUCUCCCUUCUCUCAUCUUCUUUCCUCACCAACCACCCCCAAAACAACACUCAGAUAUUCUUCUUCAUCAUAGAAUUUCAAGAAUCGAAGUCUUCGUUUGAGCUUUUUGAUGUUCAAUCUUUACCCCAUAUUCGGUUAAUACCCAUUUAUGUGACGGAUGUUAAAAGUGAUUGUAUUAAAAUGGAUGCUUCUGGUUUUUCUAUGGGAGCUGAGUCGAUGAAGGAGUUUGUGGAGAUGAAUUCUAAUGUUAAUUUGGGUCCAAUUCAUACGCCCCCAGUUAUUCCGAAGAAAAUGAUGAUGAUUAUUGGUGCUGGAUUUUUGAUUUGGAGUCCAUUUUUGGUGAAAAAGUUUGUUAUUGGAAACACCCUUUUGCAGAAUAAGUAUGUCUGGAUGGUUACGACGAUUCUAGUGUACUUCUUCAGUGUUGCAGGGACCAUGUAUACUAUAAUUAGGAAAGCACCUCUGUUUUUGAUUGAUAGAGAUGAUCCAGGGAAGUAUCAUAUCUUUUACCAAGGAUCUGGGAUGCAGUUAGGAGCUGAAGGUUUUGCUGUUGGAUUCUUGUACACGAUAGUUGGAUUGUUGUUGGCACUUAUGACUCAUGUUUUGGUUCAUCUGAAGAACAGGGGAACACAGAGUUUGCUGAUGGCUUUGGGGCUCUUCAUUUCGUUUUGGGCUGUAAAGAGGGUGAUUUACUUAAAUAAUUGGAAGACUGGCUACGGUGUUCAUGCUUAUUGGCCUUCAGGUUGGAUGUGAUAGCAAUGUAGUUUGUCUGUCUCUUAGGUAAGAGUUUUUUAGUUUACACUACAUGUGAGCUGAUUCCGAUUCAACCAAGAGUAGUUGACGGAAAAGUUUCAGCUUUUACAUUUAGAUUUAUCCAGCUUUUAUCUUGUAGUGAAGCAUUUGUUUGCCAGUUGAAGUUUUCUUAUUAAUAAUUCCUCACCUUAUAUCUCUCAAACUUACUGUCUUUUUAGUUACUUACUAGUAGGUUGGAGUGUAUUGACUUGCUGCUCCUUCUAGUAGUCUUAGUAUACUCUUGUUUCUUGUUCUUCAAUUUUUUCUAUUAUAUGUUGUUCGGAUACUUUGAUUGUGUUAGGAUCAAAAAUAAUUACGUGUCGUGUGGAAACUAGCAACACAAACCUCGAAAGACCAUGAGUAAGAAGACAAACGAGAACUAUACCAAAAGAGACACAAA